CCUAACUCCCUCUCUUUCUCGCUUUAGUCGUUGUUGUAACUUCGCUGCAAAUUAGAGCAACAGCGAGAAAAGCUAAAGCAAAGAUGACGGUUUUCCACUUUUUCAACUGUGCGAUUCUUACUUUCGGUCCUCACGCCGUCUACUACUCCGCUACGCCAUUAUCUGAGUAUGAUACACUUGGUACUUCUGUUAAAGCCGCUCUUGUUUAUUUAGGAACAGCUUUGGUUAAGCUUGUUUGUUUGGCCACGUUUCUUAAGGUAUCAGAGAGUGACAGCUUUGAUCCAUAUCAGGAACUUUUGAAAGCACUAAUCGGUUUUAUAGAUGUUGCUGGUCUCUACUUUGCCCUGACCCAGUUGACCCACAGGAACAUAUCUCAGAAUCAUAAAUUUCAAGCUGUUGGGCUUGGGUGGGCUUUUGCAGAUUCUGUACUUCAUAGAUUAGCACCACUUUGGGUGGGUGCUAGAGGACUGGAAUUUACUUGGGAUUACAUUUUGCAAGGCCUAGAGGCUAAUGCAAAUUUGGUGUUGAGCAUAUCCCUUGCUGCAUUAGGAUCUUUGAUGUGGCUUCGCAAGAACAAACCCAAGACAUUAAUUCCUAUAAUAUAUGCAUGUGCAGGAAUUGUGGCAACCAUGCCUUCCAUUACAAGCUAUCUGAGGCGAGGAAUGGGCUGGCAAUUCCCAAAGGUGGUUGGCUUUGAACUUUUUACCUCUUUGAUGAUGGCUUUCAUUAGUUGGCAGCUUUUUGCGGCUUGUCAGAGACCAUCUACAUGAGGUAGCCCACCAUUUUCUUCUGAGGCAAUGUUCUUCCGGCAGCUUGAUCCUCUUUUAGAGGGCCUAUUCCAAUCAAUCUUCCCCAUGUGACGGCAAUGGCUUUUGUUUUAAUUUCACAUUAAAGUUUUAGUUUAUGAUGUAUCUAACCUUCUUAAUUACCAACUUAUAUAGAAAUUUCUUUGAUCUACCCAAA
This is a messenger RNA of Mangifera indica (mango), 963 nucleotides long. Its product is annotated as transmembrane protein 147. NCBI's taxonomy places the organism in Eukaryota, Viridiplantae, Streptophyta, Magnoliopsida, Sapindales, Anacardiaceae. The transcript is spliced from 7 exons. The record is from RefSeq and is a predicted model, not a curated record. The coding region runs from base 84 to 770 and encodes 228 amino acids.